AUGGCGAAGGAGUUUCAGUUCAAUUGGAAGCCCAAUAUACCCCCUUCACUGGCACAGGGAGCCUGUUUCGAUCGCUAUGAUGAUGAAAGCACAUGUCUGGAACUAAACGCACAAGUACGCGUCGACGAAUACGGUUUCUUUUUCUUCUGGUUAGUAGAAGGCAAAGAUGCGGUGGUCCUCGAUAUGGGCCAAAUCUGGGAAGCCCGUCCCGGCGGACUGCCCAAAGACGGUCGGAUCAUGUUCGAGCUGGAACAACGCGGUGCUAGUGAGACGAUAGCAGAGCGAACAAUUUGGGUGACACAUGGACAGGAUCUAGUGAAUGUUCAGUCGUUUUUCCUAGUAGCUGAAAGUGUAGAAAUGGCGAAAAUGUGGAGGACAGGCAUGAACGAGAUCCUGAAGACGUCCAGAAUUCGACACGUUUGUCCAACGACACAGUUGCUGAAAUACUGGAAGUGGCUCACUCUCAACGUUAAUGAACGCCGAAAAAUUCCCAUCAAAGUGAUCAUUAAAACAUUUUCAUCCGGCAAACCCGAAAAGAUGGUACAAAAAUGCCUGAACGAUUUGGGUCUAGGUGGUGAUAAGUAUACACCGGUUCGCGUCAUCAAUCGAUCAAUGGGCAAAAAGUUUCGGAAUUUCUACAAAUGCAGUCGAGGCAGGAAACGAAAGGAACGAGAAGAGCUGGAUGUCGAAAUUUUGACAUUCGAGAAGUUUCUGCGAUUAUACAACAAGAUUUGCCCUAGGACAGAAGUUCAAGAGUUGUUCGUCAAAUUAUCCGGUCAAAAAGAGUACCUAACCAAAGAUCGCCUGAUAAACUUUCUGAAUGAGGAACAGCGGGACCCUCGACUCAACGAGAUCCUCUUUCCAUUUUUCGAUCCGCCACGUACUGGUCAAUUGAUAGCAAAGUAUGAGAGUGACAAUAACUACAUUGAGAACGGAAAAAUGUCCGGUGACGCGUUUCUUCGAUUCCUGAUGUCUGACGAGAACCCUCCAGUAUUUUUGGAUCGGAUUGAAAUGUAUAUGGAUAUGGAUCAACCAUUAUGUCACUAUUAUAUUAAUAGUUCACAUAAUACGUACUUAACGGGCAGACAGUAUGGAGGAAAAUCAUCUUCAGAGAUUUAUCGACAAGUUUUGUUAAGUGGAUGUAGGUGUAUUGAGUUGGAUUGCUGGGAUGGAACCGGAGAGAAUAAGGGAGAACCGAUCAUUACUCAUGGAAAAGCAAUGUGUACGGACGUGUUUUUUAAGUGUAAGACUCCAAAAUUUCAGGAUGUGCUUAUGCAAAUCAGAGACACCGCGUUUGCCCGAUCAGACUUUCCCGUCAUCCUCUCCUUCGAAAAUCACUGUUCCAAAUCGAACCAGCUAAAAAUGGCCAAAUAUUGUAUGGACAUUUUUGGCGACAUGCUGCUAUCGAAACCAUUUGAUGACGCACCGCUGGAACCCGGAGUCUCUUUACCAUCGCCGAACCGGCUUCGAAAAAAGAUCCUCAUAAAAAACAAGCGUUUAAAAACCGACAUUGAAAGGCACCAGUUGGAUCAAUUUCUACGAGAAGGAAAGCUAGACGAGGAAGACGAGCUGAACGAGACUGCUGAUGUCGUUGGAGAGGAUUCGGUUUCACCUCGAAGCGGUGGAAGCGGUGGAACCGUCGCUGCAGAAGACGUCGCCAUGGACGACGACACAUCGGACGACGACGACGAUCCGUCGGUCCAAACCUCGCUGAAUGUAAUGCGUACCGUUCCAAUCGUUAGCACUACCUCCAACAAUGGAUCAAACCGCUCCGCACGAAGUUCACUGGACACACCAUCGCCGUCUGGCGGUGGUCUGAUGGUCCCCGAUCGGGCAUCAUCGACAGCGACAUCUAUCAAAAAUGCAGUGCUCGCGAGGUCACCAAACUUCUCGUCAUUGAGACAGAAAUUGUCUUUCAAGCGAAGACAAUCUCCGCUAGCGGGCGAUCAACGAGCACAUCCCGAAGUUGAGCAACCCAACAGCUCCUCCUCCCCAGCCACACCAUCCAUUUGUGGUCCAUCCCCGAUUGCCACGUCAUCAGCGUCAACGUCUUCGAUCACAAUCACGACGACAGGAUGCUCGACGUCGUCGGCAGGAGUGUCAAAACCUAACCAAGGUGGUGAAAUGCCAGUAAAAGAAACCGACGAAGCACACCCGGAACUCAAGCAAAACUUUAUUGCCAAAAAUUUGAAAGGAUUUGGAUUUUCGAAAAAACAACCUGAUUCAACUUCAUCCACCACAUUGCUAACCGCAUCACCAACACCAUCAUCAUCUUCGAUGGCCACGACGAUUGCUCUAAUGAAUCAAACAAGUGUGAGCAGCAACAAUACUACAGUAACCACACUAAACUCGCCACAAAUCAUGGAACGAUCGAGAAGCGAGAAACGAUCGUUUCGACAGAAAAAAGGUGUUUUUGGCGACGAGCUGCACUCGGACUCGGCGGCACUCAUCGAUUUUAUGAGGACGGCGUCUAGUCGUAAAAAGAAGCCGGUAUUGACAAAAGAGGAAGAGGAGAGGAUAUUUGCGGAAUAUCAUUAUACAGGAGCCACCACAAAUAUUCAUCCAUUAUUAUCGUCGCUGGUCAAUUAUACACAUCCGGUCAAAUUUUCGGGUUUCGAUGUGGCAGAAGCCAACAAUCUGCACUUCCACAUGUCCUCCUUCUCCGAAUCCACUGGUCUCGGUUACCUCAAACAAUCGGCUCCCGAAUUCGUCAACUACAACAAGCGCCAACCAAGCAGAAUCUAUCCAAAAGGAGCGCGUGUCGAUUCUUCCAAUUUUCUACCGCAAAUUUUUUGGAACGCUGGUUGCCAGAUGGUAUCACUCAAUUUUCAAACGCCCGAUGUCUACAUGCAGUUGAAUAUGGGAAAGUUUGAAUACAACGGUGGAUCUGGGUAUCUUCUGAAACCAGAUUUUCUACGAAGACCUGACAGGACAUUCGACCCAUUUUCGGAGAGUCCUGUUGAUGGUGUCAUCGCCGCACAUUGUAGUGUUAGAGUAAUUUCUGGCCAAUUUCUAUCGGAUCGAAAAAUCGGAACAUACGUGGAAGUUGAAAUGUAUGGACUGCCUACCGAUACGAUACGGAAAGAGCACAAGACAAAAGUGAUCCCGGGAAACGGACUGAAUCCAGUUUACAACGAGGACCCAUUUGUAUUUCGAAAAGUUGUGCUUCCCGAGUUGGCGGUUCUUCGAUUUGCCGUGUACGAUGAAAAUGGAAAACAAUUAGGUCAGCGAAUUCUGCCGUUAGAUGGCUUGCAAGCCGGAUACAGACACAUCUCAUUGCGAUCCGACACCAAUCAGAGCUUCAUUUUAUCACCGGUGCUAUUCGUUCAAAUCGUUAUCAAAACUUACGUACCUGAUGAGUUGAGCGGUCUUGUAGACGCUCUCGCUGAUCCACGUGCAUUCCUUUCGGAACAAAAGAAACGACAGGAGGCGCUGGCACAUAUGGGAGUAGAUGAUAGUGAUAUCCCAGACGUCCCUAAUACAAAGAAUAUGGCGCUGAGAAAUAUGAAACAACCACCAAGGCAAAACGGAUCGUCGGCUGAUUUAUUGUCGAAUAACACGCAGCCUGGAAGUGCGAGAAGUGAAACAACGCCAACGUUGGGAACGAGUGCCAUCAGAUCGCCCAAUGAGCAACCGGCACCCGUGGCUGUUGAUAAGUUUAAGGUUGACCCAAUCGAAGUAGACGAUUUGAGACGAGACAAAGCGUUCGCGAAACUGCUCAAAAAGUUCCAGAAAGAUCUGGACGAUCUUCGGAAGAAACAUCAGAAGCAGAGGGAUAGUAUUCAGAAGCAACAGCCGGCACGCCGCCGUAAUUCGUCUAUAGCGUGGAUCCAAACCAACGUGGAUAAGCUUAUUACCAAUAACCGGCGCUCCACAAAGAAGGAAAAGGGUUCGAGACGAUCGCUAACGGCUUCAGUGUCUUCUGGAUGUGGAUCCACUUCUGGAAGCAUUCCAGUAGGCGUUUGUAUACCAUCAGGUCCAUGUGGAAGCGGUAGCGGUGCUCCGUCGACACCAGGAGGAUGUGGUUCCGAUGGAACCGGGUCACCAGCAACCACUGGAAGCCCAGUUCCGCACGACCUUAUUAACAACGAUAGGGUCCGCUCUCUUGUGAACACCCAAACCGGCGAGUGGUCGGCAAUGGUUCGGAGACACGACGAAGAGGAAUUUGAGCUCAAAAAAGGGCAGCUCAAAGAGCAAUUCGAUUUGUUAAAGAAACUGAUGAGUGAGGCGCAGAAAAAUCAAAUGCAGGCGCUGAAACUUCGUCUGGAAGCCGAGGGAAAAGAUCUGAAGCAGACGCAGACGAAGAAGAGUAUGGAGGAUGUGAAGGUUAUUCAGCUGGACAAGGGUAUCAAGACCAAGGCCGAACGCGAUCGACGCAUCAAGGAGCUCAACGAGAAGAACUUGAAGAUGUUUGUUGAGGAGAGAAAGAGAUUAGCUAUGAAAGCUCAAAAACACGAGGAACAGCUCAUCAAACGGCACCUGGACCAGCUGGAACAACUAGAAAAAGACUUCCAGAAAGCAUUGGAAGCCGAAGUUGGCAACUACAAAGAAGAACAACUGGCUGCUCAACCCACUUCUGUUGUUUGA
Caenorhabditis briggsae is the source of this 4587-nucleotide messenger RNA. RefSeq names its product Protein CBR-EGL-8 (gene Cbr-egl-8). Gene Ontology annotation, molecular function: phosphatidylinositol-4,5-bisphosphate phospholipase C activity; calcium ion binding. Lineage: Eukaryota; Metazoa; Nematoda; Chromadorea; Rhabditida; Rhabditidae. Gene Ontology annotation, biological process: lipid metabolic process; phosphatidylinositol-mediated signaling. The record is from RefSeq and is a predicted model, not a curated record. Bases 1 to 4587 code for a protein of 1528 amino acids. The transcript has 22 exons.